Molecule: messenger RNA, 538 nt
Organism: Paramecium sonneborni
Lineage: Eukaryota; Ciliophora; Oligohymenophorea; Peniculida; Parameciidae
Source: the annotation of a GenBank genome assembly
AAAAAUAUAAAGGUGACAUUUUCAAUGAGCAAUGCAUUUAAGUCAGCUGGAAAUACACUUGCAAAAUAAAAUGAUUUAGGAUAGACAGGUUAAAGUUUUGCAGGAUCUUAAAAUCCUGCAUCAUUAAAGGGUAAAUUAAUGAGUUUAGAGGUAAUGAAACUGAUAUAUUAUAUUCUUUUAGGAAACUAUUAAAGGCAUCUAAGAUGAGAUGAAUUUUCAUAAAAAAGAAGUUCAAAUAUUGAAAUCAGAGAAGGAUACUCUUGAAUCAGUUUUGAGCAUGAAAACUUAAGAUGUUAAAAAAACAUUAACGAAUGAACUUAUGAGAAUUGAAGAAGAAAUGAAAAGGUAAAAUAUAAUUAAAUAUAAAUAGACAUUUUGCUCAUUAGAAAGCUGAAAACUCUAGAUUAUAAUAGUAAAUUACUGCUCUGAAAGGAGAGAAAACAGCCUUACAAUAACAAUUACUUGGAUUGUAAAGAAGAAUUGCAGAACUUGAGCUCUAAGUUGGAUAGGAAUAGGCAUGAUUUAUCAUCAAUUAUAG